Haliotis rufescens (red abalone) is the source of this 384-nucleotide messenger RNA. RefSeq names its product sodium-dependent noradrenaline transporter-like. Gene Ontology annotation, cellular component: membrane. Bases 1 to 384 code for a protein of 127 amino acids. The transcript is spliced from 4 exons. Gene Ontology annotation, biological process: sodium ion transmembrane transport. The record is from RefSeq and is a predicted model, not a curated record. NCBI's taxonomy places the organism in Eukaryota, Metazoa, Mollusca, Gastropoda, Lepetellida, Haliotidae.
AUGCCGCUCUUUUUCCUCGACAAUGCACUUGGUCAGUUUUCUGCUCAAGGACCAAUAAAGGUGUGGUCGAUGUGUCCAGUCAUGACAGUUAUUCUGACCCUCGACUGCCUCAUCGUACCAUACUUCAGUAUGGUGUUUGCCUGGGCUCUCUACUACGUCUACUGCUCUUACACCCCCGUACUGCCCUGGACAACCUGCGGUGGCUCAUCUGCAGCUCCCCAUCCACCAUUGAGUGUCUACGGGGACGAUGCCACACGUCUGUGGAUCUCCAACAGACGGCACCAGGGAUACCAGGAGGGUAUCCUCAAGCAGAAGAACCAAUCAAAGAUCAAUAAAUCCACCGGAUUGGCCCAUGAGCCACCGCCUUCUGGCACUGGCAUCUAG